AUGGCACAUGCAGUGUUGGCUUCUCUUCAUCUGGUGAUGAAACAGACAACUCUACCAUCACCAUUCACCACCAUCGUGUUAUCGGAGCUCACCUCCAACAUCGAGUGCACCGUCUCCGCGUCUAUGCCCAGUCAACAUCGUCUUCUCUCCUCCACCGAAGUUUCGGAGAAAAGAGACGAAAGCACGGUGAGGGCGAGAGUGAAAUGA
Molecule: messenger RNA, 207 nt
Organism: Arabis nemorensis
Lineage: Eukaryota; Viridiplantae; Streptophyta; Magnoliopsida; Brassicales; Brassicaceae
Source: the annotation of a GenBank genome assembly